GCGGCCAUAACAGUGGGGAGAGCCACGAGUCGCCCUCUGGAGCUCACGCGAGGCUUCGGGGAAUCGGCUUCCUUCGUACUCCCCACCGCCACCCUCACCCAUUUCCCUCACCCGAGUUCGUGGACGGGCAAACAACGUACGUUGCGGGUGAUUGUGUGGGUGGGGGUGUUAUUCAGUCUUGUCUCGGUGACACGACAGCUCGUGCGUAGCGUCGGUGGGACGACGUAUGCGGCAUCUCUAACGCAGAGCUCGCCUGACGACAGCGAUGGGCCCUUGUCCAGCCGUCAGAGAAGCGCCGAUUAAAUCAAUCAUCGCUUUUGAUGUGGUCGAAGCCGGUCCCCCUGUGAAUGACUUUGGUCAAGAUGAUCUCGCUGAAGAUGCAGCAGGUGACCAUCAGGAAGCACCUGUAAACCCACCGGCAGUACCCCCAAACCCACCAGAUGUCCCUGUGAACCCACCAGGAGCACUACCAAACCCACCAGACGUUCCUGCAAAUUUACCGGAAGCGCCUCCUAUAAACAAAUCAGCUACUGUGCUUCAGUACCAGCAAACAAAAUGUCAAGCGGUUAUAUAUGGGGCGGUUUGCUGUACAAUCUGUGGUCUCUUUUCCCUUACCUUCCUCGGCACACCGGGACCUCGAGCAACAGCUCCUACCCCGACCAUCCUUCUUCAGCAACCGUGGAAUCCCUGGCCUGUUCGUGUUGACGAUCUCUUAGUCCCUCGAAUCAUGGUGUGGAUCGGCCGAUCUUCUGAGCCGGCGGCAGAUCCACGCGUCGUCAAGCCAGCGACCGUUAUGGCGGGGCCGAGAGCCUCCAUUUCUAACCAGAAAAGGAUCGCGUGCCGUUUAAUCGACCACAGGGAUGACGACCUGCUGGAGCAUGAGUGCACAGUGACGUACGACCAGCGCCUCGUGAUGGAAAGCGACGCCAUCGUAUUUCCUGCCGACAGCGUGAACAUUAAUUUUCUUCCCACUCAGCGUGCCAUUCCCCAGUUGUGGGUAUUGUGGGCGCGCAAGGCUCCUGCGCUUGACAUCGGUGCUUUGGCCGAAGGUCACUUUGGGAAACGGGAAUCAUCCUCGAGUAAUUCUGAUGAGUCACUCGCACUUUUCAACUGGACUAUGGGCAGUCGAGAAGACGCCCACGUCAACGUUAAAUACAAGUCUUUUCGUCCUCGCUCCCCGGCCGCCCACCACUCGCCGUUGCCCCCUGGAAGACUCAAUGCUAGCGAGAGGUCGGCUAUGCUUAAGACAAGAGGGGACGCUGCCUGGAUCGCUGCCGACUGUGAACAGGAAAUGUUCGAGGAAGAACGGCAGAAGUGGAUGGUGUCAGUGAACGACUGUAGUGUACACAAUUGCGUAUUCACGUAUGUCGCGAGGUCCCUCGAAAUGCACGUGAUGCCAAGCUGCGGUGCCAGUUAUUGCGAGUCGCUGGCGGACUGCGUCGCGUACGUUGCCAGGCACUUCAAUUUCAUCAUAGUCACGGAGACGCCAGCCUGCUUCCAGAGCGCCGACGAGCUCAUAUAUGAGGCAUUCAAGCACGACUUAGUUCCCAUCAUGAUAAAGCCGUUGCCUUCAUACUUACACAUGCUCAGGCGAGGUCGUGCGCCUGUAUCGCAGGAGUUGAGGCGCCAGUUGCCACCCCAUUCUGUGGUGAGCGGGGCGGAAAUGCGUCCCGGCCACCUAAGCGAUUAUCUUCGCUACCUGCUGAACCAUCCUGCCGCCUACGAGGAAUACUUCGCUUGGAAACGCAACUUUACCGUGACCACACUCGACGAUGACCUGUGCCCAAUGUGCGUUGCUCUGCACGACCUUCACAAGGGGAAAGUUCCGACAGGCCGGGACGUUCGUGAGUGGUGGCGCCUUCGCGCUAAGUGCGGUGAUGGUAGUUUGUAGGAUGACAACGAGUACCAGCUCAAGUGGCCAUGAACUCCUGUGGUAGGCCAGUUCUUCCGACUGCAAUUUAUUGUGUGAUAUCCUCGCAGGCGUUCUCAUUUGGAACUCUGUAUGGAAGUACUCUGCUCAAUUACAUGGUGAUUCGUGUUCAACAUAUUCAAGACCAACCCAGAGCUAAGUAAGUUAGGAUUUUGUGGA
Messenger RNA from Dermacentor albipictus, 2089 nucleotides. RefSeq lists its product as uncharacterized. Lineage: Eukaryota; Metazoa; Arthropoda; Arachnida; Ixodida; Ixodidae. Gene Ontology annotation, molecular function: fucosyltransferase activity. The record is from RefSeq and is a predicted model, not a curated record. Gene Ontology annotation, cellular component: membrane.